AUGUCUACCAAUGGUGUCGAGAUUAAUGGGUACGUUUUGUUCUCCCUCCGGCCAACCGUCUUUGCUACUAACCGGCACAGAUUUGGGGGAUUUCUCACCGAGUUGGCCGCUCCGUCAAUUCAUAGGAUUUCUGCUGCGUCCGGUGCGAGGAGCACUUCCGUCUUGCCAUUGGAGUCCCAGGAUUCCAUGAGCGUCCCAAACGACGUGUUCGCUGCCGCCGGUUGUGCUCGGCCGCAUGUGGAUGCAGUGGUGGGCGAGGUGUGCUCUGAAGCCACCAGCGGCUGGACGCGCAGCUGUAUUGGAUUACGUGGUUGGGAGCAUUGUGGAUCUCAGCUUAUUAGUCUAGACGAUGCUGGGAGCUGGGUCAGGGUGGGUAAAGCUCCCGAGGAGAGGGAGAUGAAUCCAAACAGGAUUUCAGCUCUGGAAUUGUCUGUCCGUGCUUAUACAGAGAAGAGGGAUGGACCUGUUGUGUACCCAAGCAUUGGUACAAGCUUUGACUCCUUGGACGAAGCUUAUGAAUUCUAUAAUCUGUAUUCGUGGGAGUGCGGAUUUGGUGUUAGACUUGCCAAGAGCAGAUUGAAUGUUGAAAGGAAGAGAUGCAUGCAAGAGAUUGUGUGUGCUUGUGCGGGGAAACCAUUGAGGGAAAACAGCCGCUCGGCCAGAUGCGGAUGCAAUGCUAUAAUCAGGUUGCUGCGGUCAAAUGACAAGGGGUGGUACAUAGCAGAACACAAAGAUGACCAUAACCACCCGUUGUCGUUGACGUGUGGACAGAAAUGUAGGGGAACGUAG
Molecule: messenger RNA, 789 nt
Organism: Triticum turgidum subsp. durum (durum wheat)
Lineage: Eukaryota; Viridiplantae; Streptophyta; Magnoliopsida; Poales; Poaceae
Source: the annotation of a GenBank genome assembly